Lactuca virosa is the source of this 1922-nucleotide messenger RNA. The record is from the annotation of a GenBank genome assembly. Lineage: Eukaryota; Viridiplantae; Streptophyta; Magnoliopsida; Asterales; Asteraceae.
GGGAGAUAACUCGCAAAAUCGAAUCACUCUCAUAUGCCAAACUAGCCUUGCAUUUCACCAAUCGAAUCCAUUCCUCUUGGUGCGCUCAAUCUCACAUCUACUUUUCUAUUUCCCUUUCUCUAAAUUUUCCAUGUAAAUUCCUCCUUUUGCGUUUCCCUUUCGCUUUAUUGCAACCAUUUGGAGCUAUAUCUUGUUGUGCACAUGCAAAGAUCGUUGUUUCCAGUCCGGGUUUUCAAUCCUUAAACCCUGUUUUAUAAAUCAGAUCCUAUUUUUGCAUCUCUUUCGUUGAUGUAAACUGUGAUUUAAAUUUCUUGAUACUUGCACGGUUUUAGAAGUUCGAACAAUUUAGUUUUACACUUGAUUGUAGUUUUCUAGAGAAUCACGAUCGAGGAACAAACUUCGUAGGGGAACUAGGGCUAAAGGGUAGAUUUGAAAAAAAAAAGCUGAGUAAUUUGCAUGUUGGUGAAGAUUAGCAGUUUAACGGUUGUAAAAGCUAGAUAUCGAUACACACAAUGGGUUACAUAGGUGGUCAUGGCAUCAAUGCACUGCAUAGAUACAAGUACAGUGGAGUUGAUCACUCUUAUCUCGCAAAAUAUGUCCUGCAACCUUUCUGGACUCGAUUUGUUACUUUCUUCCCUCUUUGGAUGCCGCCUAAUAUGAUUACACUCAUGGGAUUCAUGUUCUUGCUCAUAUCUGCAGUGCUUGGUUAUAUAUAUUCACCACAUUUGGACUCUGCUCCACCAAGAUGGGUUCAUUUUGCCCAUGGACUACUUCUCUUCUUGUAUCAGACCUUUGAUGCUGUUGAUGGAAAACAAGCUAGAAGGACAAGUUCUUCCAGUCCACUUGGAGAACUUUUUGAUCAUGGAUGUGAUGCACUUGCAUGUGCUCUAGAGGCUCUGGCUUUUGGAAGCACUGCUAUGUGUGGCAGAAAUACAUUUUGGUUUUGGGUGAUUUCAGCUGUUCCAUUUUAUGGUGCCACAUGGGAACACUAUUUCACCAACACCCUAAUCCUCCCAGCAGUAAAUGGGCCUACAGAGGGUCUCAUGCUUAUAUAUGUGGCACAUUUCUUUACAGCUAUCGUUGGUGCACAGUGGUGGGCUCAGAGUUUUGGAGAGUCCAUUCCCCUCUUAAGUUGGGUUCCAUAUAUAAAUGGAAUCCCUACCUAUGGAGCUGUUUUGCUGUUUAUGAUAGUUUUUGCUGUUAUACCCACUGUCACAUUCAAUGUUCAGAAUGUUUGUAAGGUUGUGGAGUCUAGAAAAGGAAGCAUGAUAAAUGCCUUGGCUAUGCUUGUCCCAUUCUUUGUGCUAUUGGUAGUAGUUAUUCUCUGGGAUUGUAUGUCUCCAUCGAAUUUAAUCGACAACUACCCACAUAUGGUGGUGAUGGGAACUGGACUAGCUUUUGGAUUCCUUGUGGGAAGGAUGAUAUUGGCUCACUUGUGUGAUGAACCCAAGGGAUUGAAAACCAGCAUGUGCAUGUCCUUGCUUUAUCUCCCACUUGGAAUUGCAAAUACGAUCACUGCAAGGUUAAAUGUUGGAAUUCCAUUGGUUGAUGAGAAAUGGGUUCUUCUUGGUUUCUGUAUAUACACAGCUGCGCUGUAUCUGCACUUUGCCACGUCAGUUAUUCAUGAAAUAACAACAGCUCUUGGAAUUUACUGUUUUAGAAUCACAAAGAAGGAGGCUUGAGACAUGUUCAUGAAGUUCACACGUGGGAAUGGUGCCUUGAAGAUCCUUAUGUCUUUGUUUGUAACCAUAACAUAUCAUGUCCUAUCUUACAAAUGUAGUGUAGCAUUUAGAUGCAGACUUUUUACUUCUUUUUUACUUUAUCAUAAUGCGGUUUAUUUGUUUUUCUUUUUAGAAAUUUUAAUUAUAAUUAGCUUAUAGGGUUUCUUUAUGUGUUUUUUAAUAUCAUAUUUCUCAUCUCAU